Anarrhichthys ocellatus (wolf-eel) is the source of this 3313-nucleotide messenger RNA. RefSeq names its product serine/threonine-protein kinase Sgk1. The record is from RefSeq and is a predicted model, not a curated record. Gene Ontology annotation, molecular function: protein serine/threonine kinase activity; ATP binding; phosphatidylinositol binding. Lineage: Eukaryota; Metazoa; Chordata; Actinopteri; Perciformes; Anarhichadidae. The transcript is spliced from 13 exons. Gene Ontology annotation, biological process: protein phosphorylation. Bases 208 to 1545 code for a protein of 445 amino acids.
CAGCUAUUCGGUCGCAGCUCAGGCAGGGCGACGAGAGGAAAAGAAACAGCAGAGGGAAGUGCAGCGGGGAAACUUAUUUGCCUGUGAAUCAAAAGACUUUUGUUGACCAGAGCUGCAGUGAGCGACGUUUGAACAAAAAAGAAAAAGAAAGAAAAGAAGACAGAGGGAGAGGGAGAGGCGUAUUUACAGGAGGACCACAUCCCUCUCAUGCACUCAAUCACCUGGACGCUCUGCGGCAGACAGACGUUCGCUCAUCAGACACUCUGCGCCCGGUCGCAAAUACAAUCAAACACUUGGGAGGACAUGAAGACCGGCAAGAGAUCCUUCAUAGCUUUCAUCAAGGAGAGAAAAAUGGGGUUGAAUGACUUCAUCCAGAAGCUGGUGUCUACCCCACAUAUCUGCCAACACGUUGAAGUUGCCAACUUCCUGAAGAUCGAUGAGAUUCAAAACGAGGAGGGCGAAGAUGACCAACUUCCUGACAGUCUGAUGUGCCUAAAUUCACGAAGUUCACUGGCUGAGGACACUCAGAUCAAGCCCUGUGAUUUUGACUACCUCAAAAUCAUCGGCAAAGGCAGCUUUGGAAAGGUUCUGCUGGCUCGGCACAAGGAGUCCGCCAAAUAUUACGCAGUCAAAGUGCUGCAGAAGAAAAUCAUCAUGAAGAAGAAAGAGCAAAAGCAUAUCAUGGCUGAGCGCAGCGUGCUGAUGAAGAACAUCAAGCAUCCCUUCCUGGUGGGGCUGCACUUCUCCUUCCAGACCACCGACAAGCUGUACUUCGUACUGGACUACGUCAACGGUGGGGAGCUGUUCUACCAUCUCCAGAGAGAGAGGAUCUUCCUGGAGCCCAGAGCCAGGUUCUACGCUGCUGAAAUCGCAAGUGCACUUGGCUACCUCCACUCCCUGCACAUUGUGUACAGGGACCUGAAGCCUGAAAACAUCCUGUUGGACUCACAGGGACAUAUUGUCCUCACAGACUUUGGCCUCUGCAAAGAAGGCCUCACAGACAACGGCACGACGACAACCUUCUGCGGGACGCCAGAGUACCUGGCCCCUGAGGUUCUCCAGAAGCAGGCGUACGACCGCACGGUGGACUGGUGGUGUCUGGGAUCGGUGCUCUACGAGAUGCUCUACGGACUUCCCCCGUUCUACAGUCGCAACACAGCCGAGAUGUACAACAACAUCCUGCACAAGUCUCCCGUGCUCAAGCCCAACGUGUCGAACGCAGGCCGGGAGCUGCUGGAGGGGCUCCUGCAGAAGGACCGCACCAAGAGGCUGGGGGUCAAGGAUGACUUUCUUGAACUCAAGUUCCACUCCUUCUUCUCGCCGAUCAACUGGGAGGACCUGAUGGCCAAGAAGAUCACGCCUCCAUUCAUCCCCUCAGUGAGCGGCCCCACAGACCUGCGACACUUCGACCCGGAGUUCACCCACCUGCCCGUCUCCUCCUCUCUGUGCAACGACUCGCUGACCGUGUCGAGCAGCGUCAAGGAGGCGGCUGGAGCGUUCCCGGGCUUCUCCUACGGCCCUCCGGCGGGCCACUCCUUCAUGUGAGCGCCGGCAGCUCUGCCUGGGAACUCACAAGAGACGGGACACAAGUUGGAUUGAGAGUCGUAUUUGUUUUUGACAGAGGGACCACACAGGAGAAGCCAGUUAUAUAUAUAUAUUUUUUUUUUUUUUUGGGGAGGGGGGGUGGUUUAAGUUGCAGAGCCUGAUAAGAGGAUCUAAUGGACAUGAAUACCAAUGGGGGGGCAGAUCUUGAGGGAUCUGAGCAUGAGAAGUGUGCAGAGGGAGACUCUCAUGUCACGCCAUCACCGGUCCUACUCUUCUGCCUCAGCCGCCCACGACUAUAAUACAUGUGUGCCAAGUGUGGAUGCACUCUGGGUUCAUCAAACAUCAAUCUCACAGCUACUGGUGAGGUGAAGAGAAGUGCCUGAGGUUCCAAAAAGGCAGUUUGGGCGGCGGCGGCAGCAGCAGCGGCGGCGUUUUGGCGAGAGCCGGCUUUAUCAACAACCACAAUAACUUAUUGGGACUUUUGACCGGGGUGCUAGCUGUUAAGGUUGAUGCCUUCAUUACAUGUCUGCGUAUGUUACAAAAGACUUUAUUAUUUCGUGUCCAAUGCUCAAUUGCACUGAAGGAAACAAGGGUCAAGAAAAGUGAGACAUUCCGCUUUUAAAGCAUCAGCACCUUUGGAUUAGACUGCUUCAUAUCUUUCCGCUCCUUGGUACAUAUCUCCGCUUUGGACGAGGGAAGAGUGGCAUUUCAAUAUUUGACGCCAAUAAGUGAGACUUGGACCAAACGGUAGGCUGUGGCACGCUUUAACGCAAACUCUUUUUCUGACCGGUUUGUCCUCAGAUAGUGAAGAUCAAAGUUUUACUGUACUGUGUUGAAGAAAAGUUGCAUAUAUUUUAUUGCAAAAGCAAACUGUUCUCCUUGUUUUAAUAACUUACAAACAUUCACUCUUUACUUCUCAGAAAGUUCUGCAAAUAUUGGUCUCUCUCUCUCUCUCUCUCUCUCUCUCUCUCUCUCUCUCUCUCUCUUAAUGAGUGCGAAACAGAGUUCAACCAGCGAUAGCAUUUACUGUAUAUCAAACUCCUUCUAAAUUCAAGUGAUUGCUGUUUUAAGGCAAACACAACAGAAUCUGUGAUUACAAAUGUUUUCUUUUUUUUGUAUUUAUGCAUCAUGUAGUGAGGAACUGUGAAUGUCUUGUGCCUGUCCAAGGCGGCCUGAUCCAUAUUUACUGUAUGUACAUAUCUCUUUUCCCCAAACACCUAUGUCCCUUAUCUAGAGAAUAAUGUGUAGAAAGAACGUGAUUCAUUAACUUGACAAAAAGAACCACUAGGUGGCACAGGCGCUGGCUUUUCCCCAUCAGUGUUAAGCCACUGGCCUACUGCAUUAUGUUUCUGGAAAGUGCAAUAAAACUCCAAAAGAAUAAUGAUCAUUUAAUUAAUCUCUUUUAGCAGAUGUGUUAGUUGUAAUUUAUGAUCUGAUAUCCAUUAAGGUAUUAAGAGAGUAUCUUCACUCAGAGAUUGUUUUCAUGACUUUGUUUUGCUGCAAUGAGUCUCUACAUUUUAGGCGUUUGUAUAGAGUGGAUUUUCAAGCCUGCUGAAAGUUUAAAAAAAAGAAAUACAAAAAUAAGGCAACACACAGUUCUAGAUCAUUUCUUCCAUAUUUGGAAGCAUAACUUUUCUGUUUUGUAUUUUUAUGUAUAUUUAUUUUCAUGCCACUGCUACUGUGUAAAAGAAGAUAAUUUACAUGAUCAACUGAAAUAUUGAAUUGUGUAAUCUGUGUCAGAAAUGGCAAAUAAAUUCUCUAAAAUCAA